CUGUGCAGUGCGGGGAGGCCCGUGGGCGCUGAGAGAAAGGCUGGAUAAACAGUCUGCCCAGUGGCCUGACUGCCUAGGCGGUGGAAGUGAAUUUAAAAGGUGGAGAGAAAUGUUGCAGGGCGGCUCCUGCACGGGAGUUGCCUACAGCUUGUUUAAAGGCUGAGGGUCAGAUUUGUAGGAUUGGCCAGUUGACGCUGCUCUGCUUGCAGUCCACGCUGGCUGUGGUACCCUUGGGUACAACUAUACAGCAAGCAGGAUCCCCUGGCAGCGAGACUCGUAGCCCAGGUCUAAAGGCUCAGGCUCCUGCUGUGGCGUUAAAAAUUGUGGAACUGGAAGGGACCUCAAGAGAUCAUCUGGUUUAGUCCUCUGCACUCACGGCCAGACUAAGCAUUAUCUAGACCAUCCCUGACAGAAGGCUGAGACCAAAGAGGAAUUUGUUAAAGUCAGAAAGAGAGAUUUGGAGAGACUGACAACUGAAGUGAUGCAGAUACGAGACUUCCUACCUCGAAUACUGAAUGGAGAUGUCUUGGAGAGCUUCCGGAAAUUGGAUGUUAUUGAAACAAACAUGGGGAAAAGAGAACAAGAACUAGAGCAGGUGAGAAUGGAUUGUGAACACUUCAAAGCCCGUCUGGAAACAGCCCAAUCAGAUUGCAUGAGGGAGAAAAAGGAGAAACUAGACCUUCGACAGCAGCUGAAUGAGGCAAGACAGCAACUACUGCAACAGGCAGAAUAUUGUACAGAAAUGGGAGCUGCAGUCUGUACUUUGUUAUGGGGUGUCUCUAGCAAUGAGGAAGCAGUUAAAAACAUUCUAGGAGGGAGCAAAGCAGUAAAGUUUUUCACAAUUACGGGACAAACUAUGGAGAGCUUUGUGAGGUCAUUAGGUGAAGAUACCAAACACCAAGAUCUGGAUUCUGAUGAAAAUCAGUUUGUAUUAGCUUUGGCAGGGAUUGUGACAAAUGUUGCUGCAUUGGCAUGUGGCCGUGAAUUCCUGGUUAAUUCAAGUCAGGUGUUGUUGGACACAAUGAUGCAACUUCUGGGAGACAUGAAGCCAGGACUCUGUACCAAACUGAAAGUGCUAAUUCUGAUGUCAUUGUACAAUGUGAGCAUCAACGUGAAAGGCUUGAAAUACAUUAGUGAAAGUCCAGGUUUUAUUCCAUUACUUUGGUGGCUAUUGAACGACCCAGAUACAGAAGUGUGUCUGCAUGUUCUACGGCUUCUCCAGUCUGUGAUUCUAGAGCCAGAAGUUUUAGCAAAGUCAGCACCUGAGAUGCGUGACACCUUGCCAUUUCAACGUAUCAUAGCACUGUCAAAGAGCCGCAGUGCAGAACUGCAAACACUGGCGCAAGAACUGCUUGAAGACCUCAAAAUCCUAGAGUGUGAAGUGUAGAGAUAUAGUCGUUGGAGUAUUAUGACAUCAAUUGUUUACAUUUUCCCCAUAUUUUUAUGCUGCAAGGAUAUGCAAAAUAUUAUAGCAGAUUAAAAAUAUACAUAUUGAGUAAUUAGGAGAGAUGGACUUGGAUUGAAUCAUUUCAAUCUAUCUAGUUACCUGUAUCAGAAUCCCUGCCUGAAGCCAGAUAACCCAGUCCAAAUAAUACUUGAAAAAAAGCAUAUGUUGUUUGUUAGGUGCCUGAACAUAAUCCUAGAAGAGCUCCCAGAAGAAUGACAGGUUUAAUUUAUUUCAUAGGGUUUUAUUGAUAACGUGUUUCAAAAGUGAUCCAAACCAUAUGACCAGUUGGUGAUACAUAGGGAAUAAAAUAAUCAUCUGAACUAUAGGUAGCACAUUCUUUAUUUUCAAGGAUAGCCAACCUUUUUGGUCCAAUUCAGCCCAUCUCUAAUUAUUAGUAUGCUAAAAGUAAACUUUGAUGCUUUUUAUAACUCUAGUGUUUCAGAAGACAUAAGAAAUUUCAUUUUUGUUCAUUUUGUUUUCUCUAUCCUUUCUAAUCAAAGACAAUUGGAAUUGUGUGGAGUGUAUUAGAUUCUGCUUCAGAAUUUUUCAUUCAAAUUCAGUGGAGGUGCUGGAGAACUGAGUUUGCAGCUGCCGUGAAUAAUAGCAACUGAGCUUCCCAUAGGCCCUGCAGAAGGGAAAAGAUUGCUGUGGUCUCAAUAUACUGAGUUCCGUAGCCAAAGAGCCUAAAAUUAAUUACUGCUCUGUCAUGAGUACUGGUGUAUUUAUAUGAAAUUCUCAUUAAUUAUUAGGGCUAAACUUGCUUACCUCAAUUAAAAAAAACCCAAACCAGCUAUAUUAUAUACUUUGUAAUGCUAUAAUUUAUGUCUAUGAUAACGCUGUCAUUUCCAGUUUUCUUGUGUUUGUAACAUAGCUUGCAAUGUGACAAUGUUGGAGACAGUGACAGAGAAGAUAUACUUUUAUAGAAACGACAACUUCCUCUUACCCACUGGUAUUAUGGUUCUUCACUAAUGAAGCCAACACAUUAAGAAAAAUGCAGAUCCCAACAUGUUAACAAAAAUGCAACACUGGUGUCUUGUCCAUCGUCUGUGCAGAAGACUCAGAACACAAUCUUCUGAAAUCAACUUUAGCCACUUUUGUUGUUGUGUCUUGCAUCUGCAUCAUGCUACAGCAUUUUUUUUAUUAUUCAAAUAGCACAAGACAAAAAACAAUGUCAAGUUUAAAAGUUCUAUCUCUGUUCAGCAAAGCACUUAACAUAGGCUUAACUUUGAUUUGGGAUUUAAGCACAGGCUAAAAGUUAAGCACACAUUUAAGUGGUUUGCUAAAGUGGGGCCCUAGUGCCACUGAACUCAUUGAUGACACAAUGCCGCAUAAUUGGUUACAUGAAAUCAAGUGCAAGUCCAGUCAAAUACAUAAAAAGAAUCCUGUAGCUACUUCUUUUUAAUAUAUAUACAAAGUUGUUCUGCUUAGGGUGGAGUCCUUAGCAUAAAUGCAUUGUGUCCCUUAAUUAGCUAUUAUGGCGAAUGGGUCGUUUUACAGCUGAGGAACUAUAAAAUGCAUUAGAUAAAGACAUAGUUGCAAGAGCUUCCAUGAAUAGGGGUUUUGCACAAUGCUACAAAUAUUCAAUGCUAGAAAAUUUAGUAGAAAUGGAUAUAAAGCUCCUCAUUGCAGAAAUUUGCCAAUAUACUAAAACAUUCAAUUGAUCCUAAUUAGCACUGAAUGAAAAAAUACAAUAUAUAGACUUCCCAGAAUGCAUGCCAUAAAUCAAAGGGUUAUCACAAAAUAUGAGACGGAUAUCACAAAUGAAGUUACAUAAGUGUGGGUAAAAGAAAGAGAUGCCAGGAGCACUUAGUGGGAGUCAUACUAUUUCUGAUCCAAGAAUAUACAAUACUCACUAUAUGUAGAUGUUAGUCAGAGUAAAAUCUCGUAAGUAUUAAAAUACAUUUUCUUUGAAUUUGUUUUCUUACCUUGACCAAACCCCAUCCCAUGAUGAAAUCAAAAUGGUGAUAGCCUGUAAUUUCCUGGACUAUCAACUCAAGAAAGUGUUUAAUUUUAAAGUAUAGUAAAAGGCAAAAACCAAAGUCUAAUCAGAUACUGUACUUAUCAGCUGAAGGAUGUGUUCUCCCAUUAAUGUUUUUAAUCAAACCAUUGGAAGCCAGUAAGCAACAGGAAAAAAAAGUAAGUGUGUGUGUGUGUGUGCUUAGGCAUGCACAGCACUUCCAUCCACAUUGGAGGCUUUGGUAAAACCCUUACAACUUUAUCUUAUCUUUAUCUUAUGGUACCUAGGGUUACUAAAGCUGGGAGCUCACCAUUUGAAGCACUGUGUCAGUUACACCUGCUCUGAAUUGAAUGUUUUUGUAGUGAAUAGUCUUCAUUUUGUGCCUUGAUUCAUAUCCAUGUGACCAGUACUGGAAAUUAAGCAGUUAAUCUGAUAGUGAGCAUCAGUACAUCUCCCAGCUCCCUUUCUCCAAGAUUUAACUUGCUGGGGCUAUGGUCCCUUCUAGUCAGACGUAAUGCUAUGGAUCCACCAAUUUUGAGGAAAUACCUGUUUAGUUUUAAAAGUUUAAUUAUGCUAUUUUAAUAAAUAAGUAAAAGUAUAGCUGGCUCUGUAAAACUCACUGUAUCUUCUGAAACACUUGAAUUAUGAAAAACUCCAGAAACAAACAGUGAUAAAACAGAUAAUGUUUUAAGAUCAUUAUUACAUUUUUAAACAUGUUGUUUUUAUUGAAGCGUUCAACCUGUUUGUUACAGUUCUUAGUAAAAUUGUUGUUCAUUACUUGGUUUUAUGCAAAAGAAAAGGUAUUUUGUUUGGGUUUUGUUGGUGCAAAGGAAAUGAUAGUUCAGUAUAUUGCUUUUUUCAGUUCACACAAAAAAGUUUCAAAGAGUCAAAAGGACUGAACUGUUUUGAAGUCAGAGGAACCUGUUUUAAAUUUUGUUUUUCAUGAAAGCCUUCACUCUGUAAAUAUUGUGGUGGAAUAAAUAGUACCUUACUAGCUGUAGUACUUAUCAAUAGCUUUAAUAUCUUGUUGCUGUGUUUUUCUUCCUGUAUCCCAGAUUCAGUAGGCCCAGGAGUCAGCCUCCUUCUCCAGAUUGCUGAGACCUGGAAGCAAUCUGUUACUGGUUACAUUUAAUAGAACCUUUUGUAGUGGGAGUAAAGUUUGAUGGCUUCCAAACACAGAUCAUCUGACACAUCCUAGUUCUAGUUGUUUUCGGUUUUGAUGUCCAUUUCACUAGUAAUAAAACAGGGCAAACAGUUUAUCUUAUCUAGUGUUACUUUAAAGAUAGGAGCUCAUCAUUUGAAGCACUGUGUCAGUUACACCUGCUAUGAAUUGAAUGUUUUUGUAGUGAAUAGUCUUCAUUUAGUGCGUUGAUUUAUCUCCAUGUGACCAGUACUAGAAAUUAAGUAGUUAGAUUAUUGUGGGUCCCGCACCCCCCCAAAAUUAUUCAUUUUAGGGAGUUUAUAAAUACGGGAAAGAAGCUGGCUUUAUUGAAAUAAACAGAUGGUUACUCAAAG
This is a messenger RNA of Dermochelys coriacea (leatherback sea turtle), 4919 nucleotides long. RefSeq names its product heat shock transcription factor 2 binding protein (gene HSF2BP). Gene Ontology annotation, cellular component: cytosol. The transcript is spliced from 9 exons. Bases 482 to 1387 code for a protein of 301 amino acids. Lineage: Eukaryota; Metazoa; Chordata; Testudines; Dermochelyidae. The record is from RefSeq and is a predicted model, not a curated record.